Molecule: messenger RNA, 4068 nt
Organism: Haliotis rufescens (red abalone)
Lineage: Eukaryota; Metazoa; Mollusca; Gastropoda; Lepetellida; Haliotidae
Product: flocculation protein FLO11-like
Exons: 2
Coding region: 138-3599 (1153 amino acids)
Source: RefSeq, a predicted model, not a curated record
GCCUCGGGGAGUACAGCUUUCUGGGAGAGCCUAUUACAUCAGAACAAACUAUUGACCAAAGACAAACUAGAAACAUUGGAGUUGUCAGCUCUAGCAGACCUAAACAACAAAGCAUCGGACAACAAAAGAAUUCUGACAUGCCACACCCACCCCAAGAAGCGACACAAGAGUCGACUCAAGCACGAGAGUUCUCUUUAGAAAUAGUUUCUGUUGGUUCAAGUGCAACAACUGUUCCCAUACCGUCCACAACAGCUUCUACAACACUACACACAGGGCCGUACUCAGGUACAGAACCCCUUCCACCAGUUGACGGCCUCACAACAAACCCCAUCCCCUCACAGAUAAACUCGGCGCGCCAGACUAUAGUGAGAGACUGGACUUCCUCCCUGGCUGUGACGAAGCACAACAACCUUCUGUCUAGUCUAAUACACUCAACAAUCAACGCUAGACAAAACAACAUCGACCAAUCCGUCACGAUCACAUUUGCUAUUUCAUUGCUUGGACCCUCUUUAAUCACCACCACCGAUGCUGUUAACAAGCUUAAAUCUGUCGUUUCAUCUUUUUUUACAUCAAUGUCUGCAUCACACGAAAUUACCCCAAAGAGUGUGCUUGAUGCAUCAUCUAUACCUGAACAGAGCAGUGUAGUGGAAUCUGGGCCAGUUCUACCCUUGACACCGGGACUGUCCAGUCUGACGAGGUCGCCUGCCCCUGGUACGAUUGGAUCGGCAGCUUCCGGGGUGAAUGGGCCGCCUGCUUCCGGGGUGAAUGGGCCGCCUGCUUCCGGGGUGAAUGGGCCGCCUGCUUCCGGGGUGAAUGGACCGUCUGCUUCCGGGGUGAUUGGACCGUCUGCUUCCGGGGUGAUUGGACCGUCUGCUUCCGGGGUGAAUGGACCGUCUGCUUCCGGGGUGAAUGGACCGUCUGCUUCCGGGGUGAUUGGACCGUCUGCUUCCGAAGUGAAUGGGCCGCCUGCUUCUGGGGUGAUUGGACCGUCUGCUUCAAGUGGUGUUAUUUGGUCGUCAGCUACCAUUGUGCUUGGGUCGUCUGCAUCUGUUGGGCUGGCAGCUUUCGGGCUGAUUGGGUCGUUUGCUACCGUGAUUGGGCCAGCUGCCUCUGGUGUACUUGGGUCGUCUACUUCGGGUAUGAUUAGGUCGUCUGCAUCUGAGGUGAUUGGGUCGUCUGCCUCGGGUGUGACAGGGUCGUUUGCUUCAGGUGAGAUUGGGUUUUCUGCUUCACGUGAGACAAGAUUUUCUGCUUCGGGUGAGAUUGGGUCGUCUGCUUUACGUGAGAUUGAGUCGUCUGCUUUAGGUGAGAUUGAGUCGUCUGCUGCAGGUGAGCCAAGGUUUUCUGCUUCAGCUGAGAUUGAGUCGUCUGCUUCAGGUGAGAUUGAGCCGUUUGCUUCAGGUAAGAUUGGCUCGUUUGCUUCAGGUGAGAAUGGGUUUUCUGCUUCAGGUGAGAUUGAGUCGUCUGCUUUACUUGAGAUUGGGUCGUUUGCUUCAGGUGAGAUUGGGUUUUCUGCUUCAGGUGAGAUUAGGUCGUCUGCUUUACGUGAGAUUGAGUCGUCUGCUGCAGGUGAGCCAAGGUUUUCUGCUUCAGCUGAGAUUGAGUCGUCUGCUUCAGGUGAGAUUGAGCCGUUUGCUUCAGGUAAGAUUGGCUCGUUUGCUUCAGGUGAGAAUGGGUUUUCUGCUUCAGCUGAGAUUGGGUCGUCUGCUUUACGUGAGAUUGGGUCGUCUGCUUCACGUGAGAUUGAGUCGUCUGCUUCAGGCGAGACAAGGUUUUCUGCUUCAGGUGAGAUUGAGUCGUCUGCUUUAGGUGAGAUUGAGUCGUCUGCUUUAGGUGAGACAAGGUUUUCUGCUUCAGGUGAGAUUGAGUCGUCUGCUUCAGGUGAGAUUGGGUCGUCUGCUUCACGUGAGAUUGAGUCGUCUGCUUUAGGUGAGACAAGGUUUUCUGCUUCAGGUGAGAUUGAGUCGUCUGCUUCACGUGAGAUUGGGUCGUCUGCUUCAGGUGAGAUUGAGUCGUCUGCUUCAGGUGAGAUUGGGUUUUCUGCUUCACGUGAGAUUAGGUUUUCUGCUUUAGGUGAGACUUGGUUUUCUGCUUCAAGUGAGAUUGAGUCAUCUGCGUCAGGUGAGACUGGGUUGUCUGCUUCAGGUGAGUCUGGGUGGUCUGCUUCAGGUGAGAUUGGGUCGUCUGCUUCUGUUGAGAUUGGGUCGUCCUAUUCUGGUCCUGUCUUCUCACAAUUUGACUCUGAUGCAACAGAAGAAUCAACAAAUGUCAGUCGUAUUGAGCCCAGCCUUUCUUCAACAAGCCAUGCUGCUGCAGCGUUCACCAGGAACACGUCACAUUCCGUAACCCCAUUCGCGGUUCUCAUACAAAGACCUUUCAAUACUUCAUCCGGUUCAUCAAAACUGGUCUCACUUUCAAUGGACAUGCCUACUUCUUCCACACAAGAAUCGGUGACAGUAGCAGCAACCGGAUUACCCGAAACUGUUCAAGUUCCAAUGGCAACUCCGAGUUCCAAACAAGAAUCAGUGACAGUAGCAACGACCGGAUUACCCGAACCUGUUCAAGUUCCAAUGGUAACUCCGAGUUCCAAACAAGAAUCAGUGUCAGUAGCAACGACCGGAUUAUCCGAACCUGUUCCAGUUCCAAUGGUAACUCCGAGUUCCAAACAAGAAUCAGUGUCAGUAGCAACGACCGGAUUACCCGAACCUGUUCCAGUUCCAAUGGCAACUCCGAGUUCCAAACAAGAACCAGUGUCAGUAGCAACAACCGGAUUACCCGAACCUAUUCCAGUUCCAAUGGCAACUCCGACUUCCAAACGUGGUUCAGUGUCAGUAGCAACAACCGGAUUAUCCGAACCUGUUCCAGUUCCAAUGGCAACUCCGAGUUCCAAACAAGAAUCAGUGUCAGUAGCAAAAACCGGAUUACCCGAACCUGUUCAAGUUCCAAUGGCAACUCCGAGUUCCAAACAAGAAUCAGUGUCAGUAGCAACAACCGGAUUAUCCGAACCUGUUCCAGUUCCAAUGGCAACUCCGAGUUCCAAACAAGAAUCAGUGUCAGUAGCAAAAACCGGAUUACCCGAACCUGUUCAAGUUCCAAUGGCAACUCCGAGUUCCAAACAAGAAUCAGUGUCAGAAGCAACAACCACUUCUGUUGAUAAUUGGACAGACAUCUCUAAAUCUACAGGACCAAUUUUAGACACUUUGUCCCUUCGGGACCCGUUUAUGACAAUUUCGGUAACCGUGGCAACAACUAGUUCUGUUGUCGUGGCAACUUCUGCUGUCGUUUUAGAUGGUUUGGUUGUACUGCCAAAGGAUGUCUCUACAUCGACUGUGUCAACUCCAAGAGACAAGGGUCGUGUGCAAAACAAAGUUCCGGAAACACUGGAGGCGGGGUAUCGCGUUGUGUCUAGUGUGUCCGAUGAAACCAACAACAUCGAAACCUUCGCCUUCAGAAGAGUAACGAAUAUUGCUGACGUUACCAUGACAACCAUGUUUCCGGCAACUACCAACAUUAAUUGUGCUCGUGUAUGCGCCGUCGGGCAAUAUGAAUGUGAUAUUGUCGUGUUCAAGGAUAGAGUAUGUAAGCUGUAUUACCUGUAGGGGUGUUGUCAGGUACAGUGAGAGAAUGAGAACAUAAGGCUAAGCUAAUAUCCCAUUUCAAUCAUGUUUGAACGUAUGGUGCAACUUCAGCAGUGACAUUUCGCGCCCUCAUCUUCAAAGGAUACCCUUACUGUAAGGAAAUCCCGUACUGUAUUUAACAUAUUUUCUUCUUCUAAACUACAGACGCUAUCAGUAUCGGGUUCCCUGGCUACAGCAGUGUUGACAGUGUUUUUUUGUAAAAGAAAUCUAAAUUACCAUAAGCUUCACAUUUUAGGGAAGAACUCCGAGUUCCAAACAUGGUUCGUUGUCAGUAGCAACAACCACUUCUGUUGAUGAUUGGACAGAGAUCCCUAUAUCUACAGGACAAAUUUUAGACAUAUUGUCCCUUACGGGUCCGUUUAUGUGUUUCCAACUGUUUUCAUAUUUAGACGAAUACGGUCUUCGAGCAACAAUAUUUGACAAUUAACCU